AUGACCCCCAACUGGUCCCAACUAUGGACCUUCAUCACCAACCCCAAAGACACCACCAGCACUAGCUCCAUCUCCCCUUCCCCAUCCACCCUCCGUCGCAUCAUCAAAUCCCUCUCCCUCCUGACCUUCUUCUCCAUCCUCCUGUACGCUCUCUACAUCCACUUCCAACCCUCCACCAUCCCCCAACCCCCCGACAUCCCAGAAUCCCCAGACCUCCCUCCCCCCUCCCCAGAAGACACAUACAAAUCCAUCUACGGCUACCCCCCAACCAACCCCACCAUCCCACCCCUUCACAUCCACGACCCCAGCAUUCUCUACGACCUCCCCACAAACACCUACUACGCCUACGGCUCCGGCCCUCACAUCCCCAUCCACUCCGCCCCGACCCUCCAAGGCCCAUGGACCAAAGUCGGCUCCGUCCUCGACGCAGAUAGCAUCCUACCCAAAGGGGAUCGCAAAGCCCCCUGGGCACCGACCGCCCUCCUUCACGACGGCAUAUUCUACGUCUUCUACGCCACAAGCCAUAGCGGAUGUCGCGAUAGCGCCAUCGGCGUAGCCACUUCAUCCACCCCGGGCCCCGGGGACUGGGUCGAUCACGGCGCGAUAGCUAUCUCCGGCCGGGGGGAACGGGGGAAGGAGUUUCCAUUUGAUAGGGCGAAUGCGAUUGAUGUAAGCGUUGUGGUGGAUUAUACUGACACCAUCACUCAAUCUCAACCCCAGCUCUCCGAGGGAGAGCCAUCCCUCAAAGAAGGCGGCGGUGAAAAGAAACCGAAAGGAAAAGGAUACAUGACCUUCGGCAGUUUCUGGACAGGGAUAUGGCAAGUCCCGCUGAAGCCUAACCUGCUCCAUAUGGAUAAGCAAGGCAACGAAGAAGAAAGGGUAAAACAUCUAGCCCAUGAACCCGCAGCCAUCCACCCACCCACCAAAAAAGCCGAUGGAUUAUGUGGCGAUAUGACGGGCAUGCAUCCCGUCGAAGGGGCGUUUAUAUCCUAUCAUGAGCCAUGGUGGUAUCUGUGGUUUAGUUGGGGGAAGUGUUGCCAUUUUGAUCCGGAGAAGUUGCCCAAGGCUGGGAUGGAAUACAGCAUCCGCGUAGGACGCUCACCUUCCCCUCAGGGACCAUUCGUGGAUAAACAAGGGAGAGAUCUCGUGGACGGUGGAGGAGAGAUUGUGUAUGGCUCGAAUGGGGAUGUUUAUGCGCCUGGGGGACAGGGUGUAUUGAGUGGGGAGGUGGAGGGGGAUGUGCUUUAUUAUCAUUAUUUGAAUAAAUCUGUGGGAUAUGAGUUUAAGGAAGCACGGCUGGGAUAUAAUUAUUUGACGUAUGUGGAUGGGUGGCCGGUUCCACUGUGA
This is a messenger RNA of Aspergillus luchuensis, 1347 nucleotides long. Its product is annotated as arabinan endo-1,5-alpha-L-arabinosidase. Gene Ontology annotation, biological process: carbohydrate metabolic process. The transcript is spliced from 4 exons. Lineage: Eukaryota; Fungi; Ascomycota; Eurotiomycetes; Eurotiales; Aspergillaceae. Gene Ontology annotation, molecular function: hydrolase activity, hydrolyzing O-glycosyl compounds. The coding region runs from base 1 to 1347 and encodes 448 amino acids. The record is from RefSeq and is a predicted model, not a curated record.